Messenger RNA from Symbiodinium pilosum, 233 nucleotides. The record is from the annotation of a GenBank genome assembly. Lineage: Eukaryota; Dinophyceae; Suessiales; Symbiodiniaceae.
AUGGCGGACCCUUCGCGUUGCGCUGAGGUUUUCAAUGCCCAGACGUGUACACUCUGGUUGGAGUCAGGUCUACUUCGUCCAAUUCCACCCAAACUGCAGCGCCUGCCGCAAUUUGCCGAGUUCUUCCGGCAGCACCCGGUAAAGCUGCAGCCCACCUGCCGACCAAUGAGGCUAGCCAAGAACUGCCACAUCCUCUCUGCCGUUGAUGAUGACGGUAUUACCUUGGAGAUGCA